CGGUGACGAAGACGGGCAACGGCAGUCGGCGGCGGUCCUUUGAACGGUUCGUUCGUUGGUGCGUAACAACGGCGUGCUCCGAAAUUCGCGCUGAUCGUCGAAUAAACCUGUGCAUGAGGGAAUGAGGUAAUCACUAGGACGGUCUUGAAUUCUUGAGCGCUCGCAACAUAUAGAGGGGCUAGCAAACAACGGUGACUCGACAAAGUAAUAGCAACGCAGAUAACAUAUCUACUAGCGUCAGCCACAAUGACUGAAAACGACAAAGCGCCGACGGAGUUGGAGACCUUCCUGCCUCAGGAUGGAUCCAAUCUCAAGGAUGGCGUCCUAUCUGCCAAAUAUAAAGUACAAGUUGCCUCGCGCGACGUUGAAGCCGCGCUGGCUGAUAAGAAGAGUUUCGAUCCUUUUGCAGAACGCAAAGUUGAAAAUCCGACGACGGAUUGCGACACAUUGACGCACUUAUUGAAGGCCUCCCUUGGCAGUGGCAUCUUGGCUAUGCCUAUAGCUUUCAAAAGUGCCGGAUUGCUCUUGGGUAUAUUUGCCACGAUACUUGUCGCGUUCGUGUGCACGCACUGCGCAUAUAUUCUGGUCAAAUGUGCGCACCUGCUUUACCACAAAACUCGAAAAACAGAAAUGGGAUUCGCUGAGGUGGCCGAGGUGGCUUUCGAUAAUGGCCCUCAAUGGGCGAGAAAGUUCGCGAAACCUUCCAAGUAUCUCAUUCAAAUCAGUCUGUUCGUCACAUACUUCGGCACCUGCAGCGUGUACGCGGUAAUCGUGGCCGCCAACUUUAAACAAAUUAUCGAACAUUAUCAAGACAGUGAUGCUGGCGAAUAUAGCAUCCGGUUGAUCACCGCCUAUUUGCUGAUACCGAUGAUUCUACUCAGUUGGGUACCCGACUUGAAGUACCUGGCACCGGUUUCGAUGGUAGCAAACAUCUUUAUGGGGACAGGACUGGGAAUAACGUUCUACUAUCUCGUCUGGGAUUUGCCGCCGUUAUCUUCGGUACCUCUGAUAGGGUCGAUCGAGACCUUCCCGCAAUUUUUCAGCAUUACUAUCUUCGCCAUGGAAGCGAUCGGUGUGGUAAUGCCUCUCGAGAAUAGCAUGAAAACGCCACAGCACUUUGUGGGAAUCUGCGGAGUUCUCAACAAGGGGAUGUCUGGAGUUACGCUUGUAUACAUUUUCCUUGGAUUUCUUGGAUACGUCAAAUAUCAGGACGAGACGCUAGGUAGCAUUACCCUUAAUCUACCGACAGAAGAAAUAGCGGCGCAAGUGGUGAAGAUUUUGAUCGCUCUGGCUGUGUUCUGCACUUUCGGUCUGCAGUUUUACGUGUGCCUCGAUAUUGGGUGGAACUUUAUAAAACAUCGUUUCGAGAAGAAACCACUUUUAGCUAAUUAUAUCAUGAGGACGGUGCUGGUAUGCGGUGCAGUUCUACUCGCCAUAGCAGUGCCGACCAUCGAACCGUUUAUCGGAUUAAUCGGUGCAUUUUGUUUCUCCAUUUUGGGCCUCCUCAUUCCGGUAUUCAUCGAGACUGUAACUUACUGGGAUGUCGGCUUCGGGCCAGGAAAUUGGGUAGCUUUAAAGAAUGUAAUUAUAUGCGUGAUAGGUAUAAUGGCACUAAUAUUUGGGUCGCGCAGUGCCAUAAUGGACAUUGUGAAAUUGUAUGCUUGAUGGAAAUAAUAUUUUCCAUUUUUUAUUUAGUGCAAAUGAUUUAGCGAUAGGUUAUACAAUGAAUUUUUCUAUCAUAUGUUAGAUCUGCUCCCUCCACACGCCUAACGAUAUUUUAGAAUAAAUCAGAUAUAAAUCAAACAUUACGCUCGCGGGCGGGUGUCAGUGAAUUUUUAAACAGGAAUAAUGGAUUUGAACUGUGUAAUUAGCUCAAAUUUUCUCUUAGAAUCUUAAGAUUUUCCAACAAAAUAUAGAAAAUUUUUAUUCAUCUAAAAUAAUAUUCGACUGUAUGCUAUAAGUCAGAAAUGAUAAGCAAAUGUAGAUUUAGGAAUAAUGGCAGUAUUCACUUAGGAGAAAAUCCGCUGCAAAGCAUGAAUGAAUUAUUGCGAUCGAAUGAUAUGCGAGUAAGGAACGCAAAGUUUCUUUAGAAAAUAAUUUGUAUAUUAUCGAAAUAAUGUCUAUUAUAUACUAUUUAAUUCCACGAUAUAGAACAGAAGUUUUGAUAUUGUGCAUUUAUACAAAAUUGUAAUUAAAGAAAUCUAAUUGUAAUUUUUCAGCAAAUUAUCUACAUAAUCUUGCCUUGCAGAAAGAUAUUUUGAUAAAAAACGCCCACACGUAUUUUUACUAAAUUUGACAAAAUUUACAAUAUAUAUAUAACGCUAUAUCUUAACUGGUAUAUAUUUUAAUGUUUACUAUUAUAUUAGUAAAAAGAAAUAUUUUUACAAAAUAAAUAAUUGAAUCAAGGAUUUAAAAACGCAUUCCGAGAAAAAAUAACAGAUUCUGUGUGAAAUGAAUGCAUGCCACCUGCAUUAUAGAAGAAACGUUGCUCAAGCAUAGUCAGGCAGUCUUCCAACAUUGCAUUUAAAAUAAACAUUAAAAUAUGCUUUUGAGAACCAAGUAUACACGUGUACACAGAAUAUAUAUAUAUUGCUUCGACUCUUAUUAUGAGCAGACAAAUUUUUAUAUAAAUAAAAUUUUUACCAUUUAUAACAGAAUUUUGUAACACAUGGCAUUGGUUAAAGUUAUGAAAUAAAAAUAAUUUUACAUUUU
Formica exsecta is the source of this 2712-nucleotide messenger RNA. It is a transcript of the gene path, whose product is annotated as proton-coupled amino acid transporter-like protein pathetic. NCBI's taxonomy places the organism in Eukaryota, Metazoa, Arthropoda, Insecta, Hymenoptera, Formicidae. Bases 247 to 1665 code for a protein of 472 amino acids. The record is from RefSeq and is a predicted model, not a curated record. Gene Ontology annotation, biological process: amino acid transmembrane transport. Gene Ontology annotation, cellular component: vacuolar membrane. Gene Ontology annotation, molecular function: amino acid transmembrane transporter activity. The transcript has 9 exons.